AUGCAAGAUACUCCAAACUUCUUUCAAUGCUUAAAUUGUGGCGAGUUUAGAAGCAGUGAGAACGACGAUCACUUUGCAGAAUGCACUGGGAUCACUUGCCGAAAGUGUAAAAGGACAUUCACAGGGCCCGAAAAUUACAAUGAACAUUUGGUUUUCGGUUGCGCUCCGAAACGGUAUGCAGCUCCACAAACAAUAAUUAUGCCAGCAAAAAACAAAUCUAAAUCCCGUCAAGGUCACAAAAUGAAAAGAACCUGCCCAUACUGUCUUCAAACGAUGUCGCAAAAUGAAUAUUAUCGGGAGCAUAAACAAAAAUGCUUUGGAAUUGUCUGCAUGGCCUGUAAAACUACCGUUCCGAUCACCUUAUUUGACCGUCAUUCGAUGAUUUGCAGAACUAAUUUUUCGAAAAAUCCAUACUCGUCUUAUCAGAAGAAGGACAUAGAGGAUAUAUUGGCUGAUGAUGAACGAAUCAGCACUGAGAAUGAUAAGACACCAGAAUAUGACAGUGCAAAGCGAAGAAAAUCUUAUCAAACAAAAAAACGCUCACUGGAAGCUUCGGAACUCGAGACAGAGCUGACUUUACAACUGUCCCAGGAUAACAAUGAUGACGACAUCUCAGACAAGAUAAAAACGACAGUUGCGCGAGUUCAAACAAUCCUUGAUCCAUUGGAUCCUGAAACGAGACAUUGCGUUGAAUACGCGCUAAAUCUUGUACCAUUGGAAGUAAUCGGCGGCCUGAUCGAAAAAAUUCGUAAUCAUGAUGUCUCGAGACGUAUUCUAGCGUCACUUAUCCCAGAAACCCCUGGACCUCUUGUCAAAAAAUUCAUCAUGAGAAGUUUCGACUCUAUUGGCGUUUCUCGCUUUAGGGUUCAAACGGCAAUAUCCGACCGAGAAAAACUCCAAAAUGGCCCUGACUGUCCUGAUCUUCGCAAAAAACGUAUUGAAACUCUUACAGAUGAUGAAAAAGAGGCCUUAGUAAAAAUUUGGUACGCUUCGUCAACUCCAGUUGUUGGAAAGCAAUCGAUGAUGAUAAUCGACCCAUUAAAAUGCACUCCGUUGCACAAACGCUUUUAUGAUCAGUAUGGUGCGUUUUAUGAGGAAAAAAAAAUUGGUCAGAAGAGCGCUCAAAUUAUGAGGGUUCAAAAAUAUGUUCUUUGUAAAAGUUUGCCGGAGAUCUACGCUGAAGUUAAUGAAAUUUCUUCAAAAUUCACACCAUACUUAAUUAACAAGGUCAGACCGAAAAAUAUUAUAACAAGAUCUUCCGAUCAUUUCUGGCAGCACCAAUGUCUUUGCUCGAGUUGCACAAAUGCGGAGGCAUCUACAGUGCAUCUCAAUCAAAUUAUCCGUGAAAAUUUACCGCAGGAAUCUCGGUCCUCUCAUAAAUGGAUUACAGUGUCUUCGAUUCUGGAAAAAACUGUCUGCGGAACAAAUUCUUUUGAGAAUAUUAUGUGCGCAGACAGCAAAAAAUACUCAAGCUGCUUCGCUCACUCAACUCAGCAAAAUGGUUGUGUUAAAUGUCAUCACAAAUGCUCUUCGAAGUCAGUUGAAGAAGCAAUCAAUGACCUGCUUAAAAACGUGCAGACUACUGGAAAGAUCUAUCGACUACCACAUUUUCGAUCUGAUAAAAAGGCGCAUGGAAACACUCUUUGGAUACCGAGAGGCUCCGAGGAAUGCAUGAUGGAUUUCAGAAGAGCGAAAGAAUUUUGCAUUCAAAGCUUGUCAGAAAUCCAAGCUCAUUGGUUUGACAAGGUUCAUGCAAAAGAGAACAAAAUUAUCUGCCGGGCUGGGGAUGUGGAGAUUGAUCGAAAAUUCAUUUAUGUUGAGUUCGAUUAUGGCCGAUCAUUUACACUUCUUCCUUCAAUGCGAACUCAAGGACAGUAUUUGAACACUCGACCAAUCGCUCCGUUAACAUAUCUUUUCACGAUUUUCGAUGAUCUUACCGAAUCCUGGAGACGAUUUGUCAUCCAUGGUAUAUCUCAGAAGAAGUCAACCAGUCACAUAAAAGAUCUUGAAACCAUUGCUUUUCGUAAAGCUUCUGACGAAGGUAUCGACAUUGCGGACAAACAUAUCGUUAUUUGCUCAGAUAACUCAGGAUCAGAAUUUAAAAAUAAGUAUUCCUUGGCGAUGCUUCGGAAUCUGAGAAGUUCGACGAUACGCUUUAAGGCUCCAGCCCACGGAAAGAUUCGGUGA
Molecule: messenger RNA, 2187 nt
Organism: Oikopleura dioica
Lineage: Eukaryota; Metazoa; Chordata; Appendicularia; Copelata; Oikopleuridae
Source: the annotation of a GenBank genome assembly